AAAUGUGAUUACCUGAUUCGCUAUUUAAAGGACGAGCAGCGAAUCUCGGUCAGUCAGUUUACUUCGGAUCGCGGUAACGUACGGUUGUCUGGUGACCAGGAGAUACUGACGUCUUACUCUUAACCCUGAGUUAUUUAUUGAUCGCUGAGAUGCCUACAAGUGGUAUUAGUCAAGCUAGAAAUAAUCUCAGAAACAUGUCGAAGUAUUCGCACAGGAAUACUCGCAAACCCUUCCCUGCAGGAGGAAUAGACCAGCAGAGAACGAAAACAUUCGGGGUGACCUCCGCUAUAUCUUACGAUGGUCCAACAUUCGCGGAUAGCGAGAAAAGCGAGCAACUGCAAGAAUACCUCGGCUCGUUUGGGGUGUUUGAGACGGAACAAGAGACCCAGCACCGGUGCUCAGUGAUCAGCGCCCUGCACAACCUCGUUCUGAAGUGGAUCAGGGAGGAGUCUCUUAGACAGAACAUGCCUCCUGCUGUAGCCAGUUCUGUGGGAGGAAAGGUGCUUUGCUUUGGCUCAUACAGGCUAGGGGUUAAAGAUUUGAGGGCGGUGGAGGCUGCUUAUGUACCGUGCAUCAAAAUGUCGUUUCAUGGCAUCGAGAUGGACGUUUUGUUCGCUAGGCUGCCGCUGCCAAAGAUCCCAGAUUCCUUGGACCUCGAUGGUGACGUACUGCUGCAACAUAUGUACCCGAAGUGUGUGCGCUCACUGAACGGCUGCAGAGUGACGGACGAGAUCCUGCGCCUCGUGCCUAAUGUGGACACCUUCAGGGUCACACUACGCGCCAUCAAACUGUGGGCUAAACGUCACGGCAUAUACUCAAACGCACUCGGCUAUCUGGGCGGUGUGUCAUGGGCCAUGUUGGUAGCCCGGACCUGUCAGUUGUACCCCAACGCACCGCCUGCGACAUUGGUGCACAAGUUCUUCCUCGUCUUCAGCCAGUGGAAGUGGCCGCAACCAGUUCUGCUGAAACGACCUGAUUAUGUCGACCUUGGGUUCCCCGUGUGGGAUCCUAGAGUAAACGAGGCAGAUCGAGACCACGUGAUGCCCAUCGUCACUCCUGCCUACCCUUACCAAAACUCGACGUUUAACGUGUCCAGUUCCACCAGGACCGUCAUGGUAGAGGAAUUGAAGAUCGGACUGGCCACGGCUGAAGCGAUAAUGAAGGGCAGGUGUGGGUGGCAGCGCUUGUUUGAGGUGCCCGCGUUUUUUAACGCUUUUGAACAUUUCGCGGUAGUGCUGGCCUCCUCCGCCAGCCAGGACGACCAGCUGAAGUGGCGCGGGCUCGUUGAGAGCAGGAUUCGACAUCUAGUCGAAUCACUUAAUAUGGACGAACCAGUGGCAUUAGCGCGGGUGCACCCAAAGUGCUACGACUGUGCACCCGUUAGUGCAACCACUGGGCAGGCUCCAGCCAACUGCUGCUCGAUGUGGUUCAUCGGGUUGGAGUUUCAGGAGACCUCUGCCAACUUAGACAUGACGUGUCACAUACAGACGUUCACGGAGAACGUCAACAAUAUCGGGAGGAAAACUAACAUGCUUCAGGACGGCAUGGCUAUACAGGUCCGGUAUGUACGUCGAGAGGAGUUGAACCUGUACCUGCCCGACUCCCUGCUGCGCCGCGAGCUCACCUCCCCCGACGCAAAGCUACAUCAAAGCUUUGCCCCCCAGGCCGCGCCCCCGCCUCUGCUUGCGCCCCCGGCCUCGCCCGCGCCCCCGUCUGCGGCUCUUAACGCCACCAAGCGGCCCGCCGAGGGCGGCGACCACACCGACGUGCCGCUGUGGUCGGGUCCGGAGUUCAUCCGGUCCGUCAUGGCAGAAGAACUUAAGAUUGAAUCACUUAAUAUAGACGAACCAGUGGCAUUAGCGCGGGUGCACCCAAAGUGCUACGACUGUCCACCCGUUAGUGCAACCACUGGGCAGGCCCCAGCCAACUGCUGCUCGAUGUGGUUCAUCGGGUUGGAGUUUCAGAAGACCUCUGUCAACUUAGACAUGACGUGUCACAUACAGACGUUCACGGAGAACGUCAACAAUAUCGGGAGGAAAACCAACAUGAUUCAGGACGGCAUGGCUAUACAGAGCCGGUAUGUGCGUCGACACGAGGUGCAAAAAUACCUGCCCGACUCCCUGCUGCGCCGCGAGCUCAUCUACCCGGAUACCAAGCGUGAGUUAUACCACAGCGUAGCGAAGCCACACGGUCCUCUGUAUCGACCUCCAAUCAACUGGAAGUCCGUCAGUCAUCAGUAA
Spodoptera littoralis (African cotton leafworm) is the source of this 2240-nucleotide messenger RNA. NCBI's taxonomy places the organism in Eukaryota, Metazoa, Arthropoda, Insecta, Lepidoptera, Noctuidae. The record is from the annotation of a GenBank genome assembly.